Messenger RNA from Nymphaea colorata (pocket water lily), 1113 nucleotides. RefSeq names its product ankyrin repeat-containing protein BDA1-like. Gene Ontology annotation, molecular function: protein phosphatase regulator activity; protein phosphatase 1 binding. The transcript is spliced from 2 exons. The record is from RefSeq and is a predicted model, not a curated record. Lineage: Eukaryota; Viridiplantae; Streptophyta; Magnoliopsida; Nymphaeales; Nymphaeaceae. Bases 1 to 1113 code for a protein of 370 amino acids. Gene Ontology annotation, cellular component: plasma membrane.
AUGGAUGUAAGGCUCUACGACGCCUGUGCCAGCGGUGACCUGACGGAGUUACAGCGUUUGGCGGCUGCCGAUCCAGCCAUCCUCAACCUAGUGUUGCCGUCUUCCGGCUGCACACUACUGCACAUGGCUGCCGAAUCAGGGCAGCUAGAGAUCGUCCACUACCUGCUGGGCAGGAAGCCCGAGCUUAUGGAAGAGACUUAUGGGGAGCAGAAGCUAACACCAUUACAUUUGGCAGCAAUUAACGGCGGCACAGACAUCAUCGGUGCGAUUCUGGAUCGGAAACAUAAGGCCAUCGAACAAGAGACGAGUGCUGGAGAGAACAUCCUGCAUUUAAUGGCGAAGAAUGGUCAGCACCAGGCGUUUACGUGUACGUUCCUGAGUUAUCAUUUGCGGGAACUAGCUGAGAAAACCGAUGAAGAUGGAAACACCAUUCUACAUCUCAGCGUUAAGAGCAGAUCCGUAAAGGAAAAGGCGGUGGGUGUGAACGUUUGCAACAAAGCUGGAAAGACUGCUCUCAACAUUGCCAUUGAAGAGCACCAUUAUCCUGAAUCUGAACAAAUGAUUGUUGUCCUUCGGGAAGCAAGUGGCAUGACAGGACUCGAAGUCAGAUCGUGGCUUCGACGCGAGGUGCCGGACGAGCAGCUUCACGGGGUCCAGAACACUAUCGUUGCGGUUGCAGUUCUCAUUGCAACGCUGGCGUUCUCGACGUGGAUGAAUCCGCCGGGCGGUGUGUACCAAGACGGUCGUCUGGCAGGGAGGGCCAUCCUGACCACCCGCCCUCUCUUCCCCGCCUUCAUGGCCUUCAAUGUGGUUGCGUUACUCAGUUCCCUCGUCAUUAUCGUGACACAGUCCAGCUUGGUGGCCUUCCCCAAGGAUAGCCUCAUCUAUCGGUGGAUCGUUCUCAGGACACUCUUGGCCGCAUCCAUCACAUGCUUAUUGAUGGACUACGUGAUCGCUGCUUGGAUGAUAUACGGCUCCGGAAGUAAAAAGACUCCACUGAUGGUCAUUCUCUCCAUAGUUGUUGGGGCCAUCAUCUCCGCGACCAUGGCAAAUUACCUUUUCCUUAAGCAGAGGAUCAGGAGGGUGAGGAAUCUCAACUUGACUAAUCUAUAG